This is a messenger RNA of Solanum dulcamara, 716 nucleotides long. RefSeq lists its product as uncharacterized. The record is from RefSeq and is a predicted model, not a curated record. The coding region runs from base 71 to 502 and encodes 143 amino acids. The transcript is spliced from 2 exons. Lineage: Eukaryota; Viridiplantae; Streptophyta; Magnoliopsida; Solanales; Solanaceae.
CCAUGUAAUUGAUUGAAGCCAUUGAAGAAAAUAAACACAAUAAGCUUUUUAUUCCUCAUUUAUCCAAACAAUGAUUAUGCUCAAAACUUGUACACAAAAUUACCAUCAAUUAGUACCAUUAUUAAGUUCCAAAUAUAGAAAUUCAAAUGUCAAUUAUGUUGUAGAACCAUUAAAAUUUGCUCAUAGAAGAAAGCAAGUGCAAAGCUUAGCAAUAAGAGCAAGUAGUGGUGGAGAGAAACAAAGUGAAAGGCGUGUUUUUUUGACACUUGAAGAAGCUGGCCUUGUUGAAGUGUCCGGCCUCAGCACUCAUGAACGUUUUCUAUGUCGAUUGACGAUUUCAUCACUCAAUUUAUUAAGAGUGAUAUCAGAACAAGAAGGUUGUUCAAUUGAGGAAUUGAAUGCUGGGAAAAUAUGUGAUUGGUUCUUGAAAGAUAAGCUAAAAAGAGAGCAAAAUUUGGAUUCUGCUGUCCUUCAAUGGGAUGAAUCUGAUUUCCAACUAUAAUUCUUAGUAUCGAUAUGAGUUGUGGUGCAGUGGUGAAACUGUUUCAUUCUUAAUUAGUGAUCUCAAGUUUGAGUUUUAGGUAUGGAGAAAAUCUUGUUGAGAGCGCCACUCCCGAAUGAGCCCUGUAGCGCAAUCAAAAUUUAAUCGAGACUCCAAUAUAAACUCCGAACACCAAAUAAAAAAUUAAAAAGAAAUACUAUAAUUCUUAGUCUUU